AUGUCUUCAUCAACGCAACACCAUCAAUCAAAUCGCUCAUCAGGAUGGACGGAACAAAUGCGCGAUAGGCAAGCCCGCGGUAAAAACCCAUACAGCGAAGAAAGCGACGUGAGCGAUGGCGAACCAAGUCAUCUUGGACCGCAAUAUCGUGCUUCGGCUGCACGGCCUUGCACCGCCGACACUGAUUCCUGCAGCCCCAUGUUUGAAACACACAUAGAGAGAGAACGGAGAGGGGAGGCCUUGUAUAUUCUGGAUAACCAUGCGGCUCUCAUGGCACAUGCGCAGGCGACCGGCGACAGCAUCGCCGGUCAACGGCUUCGAUUCAUGCGCCAACUAUGUGGCUUCGAGGACAAGCACGACGACAAUGGCACGGCGAGGAGUAAGCAGAAUCGCCGGGUCAGUGAUAAAAUCUCUCGAUAG
This is a messenger RNA of Fusarium tjaetaba, 420 nucleotides long. RefSeq lists its product as uncharacterized. The coding region runs from base 1 to 420 and encodes 139 amino acids. The record is from RefSeq and is a predicted model, not a curated record. NCBI's taxonomy places the organism in Eukaryota, Fungi, Ascomycota, Sordariomycetes, Hypocreales, Nectriaceae. The transcript has 2 exons.